UGCGUCAUAACUCCAUUUAAAAAUUUACUUGAAAAAGCUAACGAGACUGUUCAACGAGUUUACGAAGUGAUCAUACAUACAUGCAAUUUGGAAUUACUCAUGAUAACUAAAAUACAUACAUACAAAUAUAUAUAAUUCGCUAUUACGUUUUUUCGAAUAUAUUCGAUAAGUGUGAACGUUGAUCAGUCCAUAAUUGACCAUAUAGCAGUUGUAUAAGGUUCAUAUAGCGACAAAUUUCAAUACGAAUAUGUUUUGUAUAUAUACAAAUUAUUUGGCUAAUUUUUUCGCGGAUUGAACGAUAACUGGUCAUACCUCCCAUUCAAGGUCCUCUUCAAAAACUCACUUAAUCAUUCUGAUUGCUAACCAGUCUGCACGAUUAUACAAAGGAACUGAUUAUAUCAUAUUGUGCCCAGAAAUAACAGAAGUGCAUGGAUUCAAGAUCUGAAAAAUUUAGUCAUUAUUGAAAAGAUUAUUACAUGCAAAGCAUAAUACUACAAUGUCUAAGAAGAAUUCUGUUGAAUCGUCUACUAAGGAAUCCGUUGAAUUCCAUCCUAAUGAAGAGAUCGAAGAAACAAUACCCAUCGAUAAUGAACACUUCAACUAUUUGAAAAUACUUCCUGUGGAAAUUCUCCAUAAAAUAUUUAAUUUGUGUGAACUGCGCGAUCAACUAAUAUUGGCAAAAGUUUCGAAGCAAUGUCGAGAAGUUAUUGCAGCAAUUUACAAAACAAAGUAUAAAUUUAUGAACUGUAACUAUUUAAAAAAUUAUUGUAAAUUAAAGGACCAGCAACUAAUCGAGUUAUUUAGACUAUGUGGAGAUUUUGUGGAAUGUUUACACUUGGUAACGCAUUUUUCUUCGCGUUUCUGUGGCGAAAGUCCCGAGAUUUAUGAGAAAUAUUUACAUUUUCACAAAUUGUUUACACAUUGUAUUCAGUACUUUAAGAAUCUACGUGUAUUAAAAAUUUACGGAAACGCAUUUCCAGAUUCAACAAUAUUGGAAUUAGCUAAACAUUGCAUGAAAUUGAAAUCUAUAAGUUUUACAACAAUUGAAAAUAAUAUGUUCCAAGGCAAACAUCUACACCAAUUAGAAGCUAUAGAAAAUUUAAAUUUAAAAUAUUGUCAUCGUUUAGAUACUAACAAUCUGUUGGCAGUAAGUCAAAAACGACAUUUGAAAUCGUUAAAUUUAUUGGGUUGUUAUCAAUUUUACGCAAUACCCCCAAUUUUAGAAUUGUGUAAUCAUUGGCAUUAUUUGGAGACUUUAGUUUUAUUUGCUAACACAAGCGACAAGCAAUUUCUUAAAGCCAUUAUCGAUUUACCCUCGUUAAAAUCUCUACAAUUUAACUGGGUCGAUAUAGGUCCAGCAAUGGCAGUGUUGAAUUUUGAAGAAAACCUUUUCUUAACACUUUCUGAGCAUCAAUACAAAUCGGAAAAACUGAAAUACAUAAAAUUUACAAAUGAACAAUUUUAUUUGCAUGGCAUGAUCGAAAAAUCAUCGCAAAAAGAAUAUGCAAUAAUGAAAGAAAGUUUACAUGCCAGACUACCGUUUAGGCACUGGUCCAUGGAAAAAUUCGACUUGAUUUCUUUGGCUUUUAAAAGUUUUAAAAAUUUACAUACAAUUAACUUCCAUUAUUGGCGACCUUUGACUAAUGAACAGUUAAUUAAUUUUGUGAAAAUAAAUUCCAACCUACAAUUUAUCAAAAUUGAAGGUUGUCCUGAAGCUGGAGACAAUGACUUUAAAAACCAAUGGAUGAAUCCGAAAUGUCAAUUACAAUUGCAAAGUAUUCUGACGCUGGAUGAAGUAAAGAAAAUAUAUGAUGAUGUUGUAAAACGUACCGACAACGCCAGAAGAGAACGAAGCAUUUGUUGUCAGUUUGAAUAGCUGCUUAAAAAGGAUGUUUAGAACAGUUAACACAGGCCAACAAAUGUUUAAUCCAGAGAUCAAUGUAUAUAUUUGAGACGAUAUAGCAGUGCAGAGACAUAAUCAGUUAUUUUAUUUGAAAGUACGUUCUGUCAACUCUAAAAUAAAGUGUUAACCUCUGUUAAGUCUUAUUCCUUUUUCAAGAUAUUUUAACCUAAAGCUUAAAACAUUAAAAUAUGUACAAAGUCUGAAUUUAUUACAAUUUAAAUUAAUUAAAAAACUCUCUUGUAUUUGCUGAGAUAUCGCCGUUUUUUUUUUUUUUUGUCAUAAAAUAAAGUCAAUUUCGAUUUUUUUAUUUAAAGGUGGUAAAUUUGGAUUUCGAUAUAUCGAAAAAAUAAAAAGAUAUAACAGAAAUUGAAACUUUAUUUUAAAGUCAACAGUUUAGACUUCUUUUAAUUUUAAGACACAAUAACUCAAAAACCUGAUACGAUGGAUUCAGUGCAUUCUUUAGAAAUCGACAGCUUGGCCUCAGGGUUUCGAAUUUUUUCAAAUUUUUCUGUGCUAUUUUGUAUAUUGUUAAAUGUCAUAAUCCUAUAUAGAAGUGUUAUGAAACUUUAGUUACCAAUGAGCGAUGUGUUAUGUGUAUGUAUAUUAACCGUAUUGUAUAUUUGUUAUAUCGAAUAAAAAUUUCGUGAAAUUGAGCUGAA
Messenger RNA from Lucilia sericata (common green bottle fly), 2562 nucleotides. RefSeq lists its product as uncharacterized. Gene Ontology annotation, cellular component: SCF ubiquitin ligase complex. The transcript is spliced from 4 exons. The coding region runs from base 497 to 1876 and encodes 459 amino acids. Gene Ontology annotation, biological process: SCF-dependent proteasomal ubiquitin-dependent protein catabolic process. Lineage: Eukaryota; Metazoa; Arthropoda; Insecta; Diptera; Calliphoridae. Gene Ontology annotation, molecular function: protein binding. The record is from RefSeq and is a predicted model, not a curated record.